Molecule: messenger RNA, 1449 nt
Organism: Dioscorea cayenensis subsp. rotundata (Guinea yam)
Lineage: Eukaryota; Viridiplantae; Streptophyta; Magnoliopsida; Dioscoreales; Dioscoreaceae
Product: apoptosis-inducing factor homolog B-like
Exons: 4
Coding region: 209-1300 (363 amino acids)
Cellular component (GO): cytoplasm
Molecular function (GO): electron-transferring-flavoprotein dehydrogenase activity; flavin adenine dinucleotide binding
Source: RefSeq, a predicted model, not a curated record
AAAAAAUUAUAAAAUUUGCCGGUAAAACUAAGAAAGCGCGAAACCAUGGCAGCUCAAAGCGGCGUCGUAUUCGGGGAGUUCUCUCUCUCUCUCUCUCUCUCUCUCCGGAGUGGAGGCAUUCCUUCAUCUAGGGUUCUCUUCGAUCUCUCACAAUGCGCGUUCCUUGAUCCCAAUUCCCAGGGCUCGGUCCCCUUAACGCUCCAGCGCCAUGGAGGGGUUCGGGCGGGCUCUGAGGAAGAAGGUCGUCGUCAUCGGAGGUGGAAUCGCCGGCGCCCUCCUCGCCAAAUCUAUCCAGUUUCAAACCGAUGUUACCCUCAUCGACCCGAAAGAGUAUUUUGAGAUUCCAUGGGCCAAUUUGAGAUCAAAGGUGGAGCCUUCACUUGCAGAGAGAGCAGUGAUUAAUCACACUGAAUACUUAACUAAUGGGAGGAUAAUUACAUCUUCAGCUGUUAACAUCACUGGAACUGAUGUUCUGACUACCGAGGGCCGGAAAAUUCCAUAUGAUUAUCUUGUCAUUGCUACCGGUCACUCAUACUCUACUCCGCGAACCAGAAGAGAUCGGCUUGAACAAUUUCAAGAAGAGAACAUAAAGAUAAAGUCUUCUGGCUCUAUUUUGAUCGUUGGCGGUGGACCAGCAGGAGUUGAGCUUGCCGGAGAAAUUGCCAUGGACUACCCAGAUAAGAAGGUAACUCUGGUUCACAGCGGUCCAAGGUUGCUGGAAUUUAUUGGGUUAAAAGCUUCCCAGAAAGCACUAGAUUGGUUAAAAUCAAAAAACGUAGAAGUUCUAUUGGAACAAUCAAUUGAUUUAUCAACCUUAUCAGACGCAGAUAGAGUAUUCAAAACAUCGACCGGUGAGAUCAUCACUGCUGAUAGUCAUUUUGUUUGCGUGGCGAAGCCAUUGGGUUCACAAUGGCUGCGCGAAUCAAUCGUAAAGGAUUACUUAGACAGAAAUGGUAGAUUGAUGGUGGAUGAAAACUUAAGAGUUGGAGGCUCUAACAACAUUUUUGCAAUCGGAGAUAUCACUGAUAUUCCAGAGCUUAAGCAAGGCGAUGUCGCACAACGCCACGCAUUACUUGUCGCGAAGAAUCUGAAACUACUGAUCAAAGGCGGCAAGGAGAGCAAACUAAUUAAGUACAAGACAGCCUCCGCGAAAACAAUGGUUUCAUUAGGACGAAAAGAUGCUGUUGCUCAACACCCGCUUGCGACAAUAAUCGGACAUCUUCGUGGCGUGAUCCGAUCAAGAGACUUGUUCAUCGGCAAGAUGAGGAAACAAAUGGGUCUUGAAAGCCAUCCUAGUUGAUAUAUAUAUACAAAAAUUCAAUGAAAUAUCACAACAUUGUUCUUCAUGCAACUGAAUUCACCAUUAAAAUUCAAUGCAAUACAAUGCAAUGCAAUGCAAUGCAAGGGAGGAGUACUGAAGUACAUGAAUAGUCAGAAAACCGUUUGGAA